Messenger RNA from Penicillium soppii, 879 nucleotides. RefSeq lists its product as uncharacterized. Bases 1 to 879 code for a protein of 292 amino acids. The transcript has a single exon. The record is from RefSeq and is a predicted model, not a curated record. NCBI's taxonomy places the organism in Eukaryota, Fungi, Ascomycota, Eurotiomycetes, Eurotiales, Aspergillaceae.
AUGGGACUCAAAAAGCAGAUGCUCCAGUUUGAGGAUCAACUCUCAGAUGUUGAAUCCGACUACGAAUCAGAGCCCGAACCUGCCAUCCUGAAGCCGUUUCGGCUGUUCGAUCUCCCAUCGGAGAUCCGCCUGCGCAUAUACCAUUUUGUCUUGUUCACGCCGACCCGAAAGAGUGCGUUGCAGCGCACUGGCAACGUGGGAACCUCUGCGAAGAAGAGCAAACCACUAGCAUCGUCCUCGGUUCGAAUUGCUCUGUUUCUUACUUCGAGGCAAAUACACGAUGAAGCAACGCAUUAUUUCUAUUCAACCCAGACCUUUCGAGUGCUGCCCGUUCAAGAUUUCUUAAAAAUGCCCACCGUUCGGGGUUUGCCUCGUCGCCACCGCGCCUCCAUCACAACAAUUGAAUUGAUCGUGGGAUCAAGCUGGACCGCACCACCAAAGUCAUGGGUGAUCAAUCAGAGUUUGGGGUUACAAGACAUGCACCUUGCCCGCACGUUGAAAGUUUUUGUGCAGUGCGACCCCUCACACCCUGUGUUCGAAGGCUUCCGCAUUUCCAAAGAUUUCUAUACCAACUUCUGCGGUAAUUUGUUACAUCAGAUCUUGGAGCGACUGCCUGCUCUUGUGCAAGUCGAAUUUGAUGCAUGGCCCUCUGUUGAGAAGAAUGGACCUCUAAUGUGUCGCCUGAUCAAGGAAACUCGGGCUGCCCAAAAGAAGGUUCUCUGGGGCCCUGAGAGGGGCUGGAGCGACAGCCAGGAUGACCAGCACGAAAAACUCACAAUCGGCGAUAUAGACGUUGCCUUUGGUGGAAUGAUGUCCCAUCCCUCCGAUAUUGUCGAGGCCCUGGGCAACUCGCUUCAGAGAGUCACGCUAGGAUCUUGA